This is a messenger RNA of Jatropha curcas, 1673 nucleotides long. RefSeq names its product peptidase, S9A/B/C family, catalytic domain protein (Protein of unknown function DUF829, transmembrane 53). NCBI's taxonomy places the organism in Eukaryota, Viridiplantae, Streptophyta, Magnoliopsida, Malpighiales, Euphorbiaceae. The record is from RefSeq and is a predicted model, not a curated record.
GGCAAAAAAAAAAAAAAAAAACCAGUGGAGAGACAGAAACUAGAGCCGUAUUAUUGCGUCUUGAAUUUUGCUCUGUGGAUGGUUCCGAUUCUCUAGAAUUAUAUAUUUUUUUAAGAUAUUGGUGAGUUCGUCGACUCGCGUUUCAGAGACUUGGAAGUUGUAUCUGCUGAUUGAGAAGAAAAUCGAGAAGAGGAAAUGUGGGGAUAUGGGGGAAGGUACUAUUGGGGGAGAAAAGAAAGGAAAAGAGAAGGAAUAGCAGUGCUGUUUGCUUGGAUGUCGAGCGAAGAGAGGCACUUGAAGAACUAUGUAGAGCUCUACUCGUCUCUGGGAUGGAAUUCACUUGUUUGUCACUCUCAAUUCCUCAAUAUGUUUUUCCCAGACAAAGCUGAAGCUUUAGCAUUUGAUAUUCUCAACAGAAUUGUUGAGGAACUAAAGACGAGGCCUUGCCCUCUGGUCUUCAUGUCUUUUUCUGGAGGUCCAAAAGCCUGUAUGUACAAGGUUCUUCAGAUCAUUGAGGGGAAGUGUAAAUUACAACUGAAUUUGGAUGAUCGCCGACUGGUUAGGGACUGUAUUUCGGGCCAUAUCUAUGAUUCUAGUCCUGUGGAUUUUACAAGUGUUCUGGGGAGAGAGUUUAUUGUUCACCCAUCUGUUCUUAAAAUGUCUCGUCCACCAAAAGUCCUAUCAUGGAUGGUAAACAGCAUUUCUGAUUGUCUUGAUGCUCUCUUCCUCAACAAAUUUGAAUCACAACGUGCUGAGUAUUGGCAGACACUAUACUCAUCUGUUAGUAUGGGGGCUCCAUAUCUCAUUGUCUGUUCAGAAAGUGACGAUCUUGCUUCAUAUCAAGUUAUUUGCAAUUUCAGUCAAAGACUGCAAGAACUUGGGGCUGAUGUAAAACUUGUGACAAUGAGUGGCUCUCCUCAUGUAGGUCAUUUUCGACUUUAUCCAUUUGACUACAAGGCUGCUGUGACUGAACUCCUCGGUAAGGCAGCUGCAGUUUACUCACAAAGAAUUCGACGACUUGAAGGAGAAAGAUUGGGUGUAGAGGGGACGCAUGAUGAGAUCUCGGAACCAAUUGGCGAUCUGAGGAAAGCAGUAGAAAGUCCAAACCAGAGCUUUUGUGGAGUUACUAUCCAACCAAGUGACAAUUUCUUCAUGCCAAGCUCAGUGGGCUAUUAUGAGGGUAGAGAUAUGGGUUCCUUGCAAGAUGAACACAAGGAAGAUUUGAUUCAUUUGCAUAACCCUCCGCGUAUUAACGCUCAUGGUGUUCUUGGUCAAGUACUUUUCGACGUAUGUGUUCCAAAGACCGUUGAAGAUUGGGAUAUUAAGUCAUCAGCAUCAUUAAGUAGACAGCCAUAUAGUUCUACCCGAAGGCAUGCUCCAUUUAAUCCCAUCAAAUGCAUACUCCGUUCAAGACUGUAAUCUCUCACUGCGAUUUCCCUAUGAAGGCUAAUAAUCAUGUGAAUACGCGGGAUUUGAACCUGCUUGAAGGACUUGGCUUAGAGUAUCUCAAAGAGGAAAUGCUUUAUAUCAAACCUAACAUGAAAUUCCCAAGAAAUAAACCUGCUAGCGAAAAGGAACUUGAGAUGUGGUAACUGUAAUAACUGGUAUUGGUCUUCUGUAGGCAAUAAUGAAAUCGUUGCCAUUACUUGAAAUGCUGACCUUUCUUCUUCUAA